AUGGUCCGCUCCCGACAAUCGCUCACGAAGGCUCCGCGCGGUCCAUUUCUCGCACUUUGUGCUCGACUCGAAAAAACACCCACUCUCUUUUCAUUGCGGCGCUCCGAAACACGGGCCUACCGCGACCAGUUCGCUGCCCUACUCGCGCGGCACACGAAGGGCAGCCCAAUCGAUCUUGGGCGGGAACCCUUCGCUGAGUUCGUCAAACAAUGCAAGAAAUACGAUGCAAACCUACCGAAACGACUUCGUGCAGCUUUGUCAUAUCGCACGAAGAAGGCCAACAGCCAGAGGCGGACUCACGCUCGGCUCGUCUCCAAGCUUGGGCUCGGCCCUGCUUCUGAGGCAGCCAAACUGGCCGCCUUUCAGAACGUUGUCCCCACGAUCCACCUGCGCUGCUUGAAGAAGGCCGAUCCUGACCUCUUCAAAUGGGUCUGCGAGUCUCCCGAGACCAAAGGUGUAUGGGAGGCUUGGGUCAACGACAAACCGCUAUCUGACAAGAGGCACUCGCGCCGCGAGAUGAUGGUCGAGGAUCCUGGGCAGCUAGCCUACAUCGUUGCUGCAGACCAGAAUGCUAUCAUCCGCGACAGCAACACAGGCGAGAUCAUAUGUGUGGUUAUCUGCGACUUCUGCGCUGAUAUUGAGGUUGUCGCGUGGCUGGGUACUGACAAGCUGCAACAGAAGGAGGAUACGGGGAAGCUGGUCCUCGUCGGCUACUCAGCUGGUUCCCGCUCGCAUCCCUGCUUCGAUUGGACGCGGAACAUCCUCUCGAAGAAGCAUACAGCAGAAUUCCUCCGCAGCCACGACAUGGCUGUCUCAUCCUCCCUUGCGCUAUUCUGGAACAUGAUGCGCGCUCGUCUUCCAAGUGAGCUCCUGGCUGACCUCGACAAGUAUCUCGAGUCUAACCAACUCUGCCGCAUGGAUGCAAACCACACGAUGGGUGCAACGAAUGAUGGGCAAGGUGAGUAUUACAUUCAGAAGGGAGCUAAGGUGGUUGGAUUUGCGCAUGAGCAACUCGCACCACCAGCAGCAGUCAUGGGUGCCAAUUAUGCGCGGUCAAUUCACUGGGAGCACCAACCUCAUUGCUUUGCAUAUUCCUGGACAACAGGCCGGAAUACAAGCGAGGGUGGUAGCUUCUAUAUCGCUACACAUGGGAUCAAGAUCGAGCAAUCUGCGAACACCUUCAUUGCUUGGCAACCGCGCCUCGCUCAUGGGACAAGCAUGCUUGCAUGCGAGCCUGGCCAGACUGUGCCACCUUUCGCACAAGAAGGUCUGAGCAUCGUCAGCAGCAUGCGCCUUGCGGCGACAUGGAAGCGGUAUCAUGAAGGGCUUAUUUCGGCUGAGCAGGCUGCUAAGGAAUAUGCAGAUAGUUUAGAAGAUGGUAUAGAGGAUGGUCAAGAUGGUACUAGUGCUUGA
Fomitopsis serialis is the source of this 1413-nucleotide messenger RNA. RefSeq lists its product as uncharacterized. The transcript has 3 exons. The record is from RefSeq and is a predicted model, not a curated record. The coding region runs from base 1 to 1413 and encodes 470 amino acids. Lineage: Eukaryota; Fungi; Basidiomycota; Agaricomycetes; Polyporales; Fomitopsidaceae.